Cydia fagiglandana is the source of this 1757-nucleotide messenger RNA. Its product is annotated as regulator of G-protein signaling loco-like. The record is from RefSeq and is a predicted model, not a curated record. Gene Ontology annotation, molecular function: GTPase activator activity; protein binding. Gene Ontology annotation, cellular component: cytoplasm; plasma membrane; nucleus. Bases 195 to 1757 code for a protein of 520 amino acids. NCBI's taxonomy places the organism in Eukaryota, Metazoa, Arthropoda, Insecta, Lepidoptera, Tortricidae. Gene Ontology annotation, biological process: regulation of G protein-coupled receptor signaling pathway. The transcript has 3 exons.
UUACAGUAUUUAAAAAAAGCGAACGCACGCAAACUUUCUAAACGUCAGUUACAAGACCUCGAAACUUUCUAGUUUUUCUAGUUUUCUUCUUUUGAAGUUUCGCCUGCAGCUAUUAAUUAGAUCCCAUAUCCGGCGCGCGUUCUAAUUCUUUUACAACUUACGAUGAGUGUUUAACAAAGCCAGUGUCAGUAAAAAUGGUGCCCCAACAGCAAAGAAGAAGGAGGAGAAGGGCCGCUUUGGUUCGGACUUCGGAGCGUCGUGUUGUGGUCGCGAGAGGCCCUGGAGGGUUUGGGUUCACUAUAGCGGGGCAGCGGCCUUGUGUAGUGUCUGCCGUAGCGGCUGGAGGGCCGGCGGAGCGGGCUGGUCUGCGCGCAGGGGACGCUUUGAUUGCCGUCGACGGGGCGAACGUAGCGCGAGCUCCUCACGCCUCUGUGGCUCGGCUGGUGGCCGCAGCGCCGGGGGCGAUCGCUUUGAGCGUGGCGCCGCGGGAGGCUCCGCCGACGGACACGGAGGAUACUGAGCCAGAUGAGCGGGCGCGGACUAGGCGACGGCACCCACCGCCGAGGCGCCGCCCGCCUGCAAUGCUACACCACCCAGCAUGCCACGCUCCAAGCACAUCCAAUGACAUCCUCCAACUGAGCCGCGCGCACCUCACGCCGGCCCAGGCCGCGCGGCUCGAGUGCCGCGCCGUCGUCGGCUACCUCGGCACCAUCGAGACCCCCAGCGCCGCCGCCAGCACUGCCCCUGGCAACGUCCGCUCCGCUGUACGCAAGCUCAGACAAGAGCGACGACCAGCCACACCUGUGUUAUUAUCUGUCUUACCUAACGCGUUAAAUCUUAGGCGCCCAGGUGGUCAAAUCCUUGCCCAAUAUCAGAGAGAAAGAAUACUCUACGCUGGAUGCGGCUCAGACGCUGACAGAAGAUAUUUUGGACUUGUAACGGCAGCGGAGACUGAAGAACAAGUAGAAGCGUCACAUAGUUGCCAUGUUUUUGCUGUAGACCCUAGAAUGGCAGAGCAUGAAGCGCAUAUACCUCGAGCGAGAGAGUUCCAACUAACUUGUACUAGAGAUGCAGUUGCUGAGAGGUGUUUAGAGUUCCCACCGUCAGCGGAGUAUGUAGUUGGAGUUGUCAAAGGAAUGUAUUCCUUACCGGCUGAUGAUAACAGCCCAAAUCUAGCGCAGAUAUCAAAGCUAGCUAUUAAAGGCGAUAGUCCCGCGUUUGGUAACUUCUCUAGAUGCAAUAGAGCCGUUUUUAGAGUGCCCAGAGAAAGACGGCCGUGUAGGCACGAUGAUAGACUAGAAAGGCUUGAAGGUCAAGAAUUCAUCGCUAACUCUCCACAGCCAAGUAAUCAUAGCGAGAUAACGACUACGUCUUCUAACAGUGAUUCUGGUAUAGGCUUUCAUAAUGACUGUAGGAAUAUCGCUGACCGGAUAUUGGUAGUUGAUUUCGCUGGGCCUCAACCUCCAGUGAACAGGUUUAGACAGGAAAUGCCCAGGCGUCCUUUAGGGCUGGUUGGCUGUAGUUUUGAAGAUGGUUCUUUCCUGUCUAACACAACUCCUGUAGUAGAUGGCUUCGCCGGACAAGGCAGGCCGUUGAACUCGGAUGAUGUGCUUAACUCUGAUCUCCAAGCAAGACAUGUGAGCCCUAGAAGUGAGGAGGAUAAUUACAACUACAACGCGUAUGGUGUCGCUUCAACUUCGGGCUCUAGGAGUUUCCAGAAUGGAGUAGUGUAUGAUCAGGGUUUCCAUAUUAACUAG